CCAAAUCCGGGCCCGAGUAUUGUUCCAAAAAUAACUUCAUUUGAAUGACGAAAAGAAAUACUCCACUCCAAAACGCCACAGUGAUUUGUGAGCAGGGAAUAAGUUAAUGAUUCCUUAUAUAGGACGCAGUCAUUUGUGCUUAUUUAGCUGGGGUUGUUCUUUAAUACUAUGACGCCUCGGGUGAAGUUUCCUGAAAAUUUGGGCGGAGUGUUGCUGCACAAGUCAGCCUCCGCGUUCCUGUAUCCGGAAACAAAUGACGGUAAAUAGUUCCAGAAGCGCCCAUCAUUGACAAGCUUUGCGAUAGCCGAGCUGACGAGAAAGAUGCAGGUGUGCCUUUCGGUGAUUCCUGUGAUUCUGGCCACUUGUACUGCCACAAAAGUUUACAAGAAGGUGGGUGAUGACGUUGUCCUCAGGCCUGAUGCAGUUCCUGAUACCAGCCCCCUCACAAGCAUCUUGUGGAAGCAUGGUUAUGACAUCGCCAUCCAGUGGGACACGGAGGGUGUAGAGGCGUUUCGUCAAUUUAAAGAUCGCGCUACGCUGAACAAUGUGAACGGGGAGCUGACCAUCAUGGGAUUGACUCAAAAUGACAGUGGCACAUACACACCUGAGAUCAACUUUGUCUCUGCCACCCAAACUCAUCUUGCCGUUAUUUUGCCUGUUCCCCAGCCCACUGUCUUAACAUCCUGUGAUGAUGAGAGGACAAUUUGCACUUUGACAUGCGCUGGCAACACCACGGGAGCCAAACCUGUCACCUACACCUGGAAGUUUGGCGAUUCCGUGGAGACCAACUCAUCCAUGAAGCACAUCAUUCAAAAGGACACUUCAAGCGCAGGCGAGUUCAUGUGCGAACUGCAGAAUCCAGUCAGCAUAAAAUCCAGUUUGUCUACUCGCAGCCCGUUCUUCACUGAGAGCGAAGCGGGUCUGAAGGUCAACACGGGCCUGACAGUCUUCAUCUGUCUCCUGACUGUAGUUGUGGUGCUGGUGCUCUUUCACAAAUUUAGAACAGGGAUGUGGUUCUUCCAAAAAGCUUUCAUGCCAUGGGAAGCAGACUUCUGGAGGAAGGAAGAGAGGCAAUAUGGAGACGCAAAUGAAUCAAACGGCACUACGACUCAUCCAGAGAAAGCACAAGCGGGAGAGGAAACACCAAUGACGUAGAUGCCCCAAAACCCGAGAUCACUUUCUUAACAGUUGCACACACUUCAAAUUUUACGCUACUGUGUGUGUGUGUGUGCGUGUGUGCGUGUGUGUGUGUGUGUGUGUGUGUGUGUGUCCAAGAAAAAAGGGAAACCAGGCAAUCGGACUGAAACGUGAACCCGAGACAAUACCAGGAAAUCCUCCAGCGUGUGCUAUAUUGUUGGCCAACAUUGUUACACGGGUCAGCAGCAGGGUGACAGGGCGACACAGGCUGUGUCAUCUGAGGAUGUACUUUGGUUACAGCGCAACUGUGGGGUGGGAAUGCACUGACGUGAGGGAGCAGAUGAGACGUUUGUCACUCAACAAUCACAUCACUGAGCAGUUCUGGGAGUAUUUUUUGUCCACUUGACUUCUUUUAACACUAAUGUUUGUAACUCAUUUGAUGCUCGUUUUUUUUUUUGUUUGUUUUUUUUGCAUGUCCUUUAACUCAUGAUUAUGUUUCGCCCCUUGUCAAACUACUUAGGGUUUUAUGAUAUGCUUUUAAAGUAACACCGCAGCAUUUGUUGGAGACUGCCUUGCACACAUUCCCUUUUGUUAUUCAAUCUUAUUUUGGUUUGCAAAUGAGUCCAAGUAGAUGCAUCUUAUAUUGCUGUCUAAUAAAACACUAAAACGUU
Messenger RNA from Hippocampus comes (tiger tail seahorse), 1808 nucleotides. RefSeq names its product carcinoembryonic antigen-related cell adhesion molecule 21. The record is from RefSeq and is a predicted model, not a curated record. The coding region runs from base 322 to 1155 and encodes 277 amino acids. NCBI's taxonomy places the organism in Eukaryota, Metazoa, Chordata, Actinopteri, Syngnathiformes, Syngnathidae. Gene Ontology annotation, cellular component: membrane. The transcript has 12 exons.